This is a messenger RNA of Magallana angulata, 2161 nucleotides long. Its product is annotated as Krueppel-like factor 5. Bases 156 to 1187 code for a protein of 343 amino acids. The record is from RefSeq and is a predicted model, not a curated record. Gene Ontology annotation, biological process: regulation of transcription by RNA polymerase II. Gene Ontology annotation, molecular function: RNA polymerase II cis-regulatory region sequence-specific DNA binding; DNA-binding transcription factor activity, RNA polymerase II-specific. NCBI's taxonomy places the organism in Eukaryota, Metazoa, Mollusca, Bivalvia, Ostreida, Ostreidae. The transcript has 4 exons.
GGAUAAGAAAAUCCCCGCCCUAACACAAAGCAUACUGUGUGCUGGUGAUAUUUUUGUUGAUGUUUUUCACAUAUUGCAAUGUUUGGAAAUUAUGUGAGAUAUUUUAUUUGGAAGAAAUUUGUUGAAUAACAUUAUAAGAGCUGUGUGGCAUCAGUAUGGUCCUUCAAAGUGAUACAAUGGCAAUGUGCAGCAACCCAGGGGAACAAGUUGCAGUGGAGACACUGCUGUCGAUGAGGAAUUCAAUGUGUAUUGGCAGUGGGGAUGAGAGUUCUGUCAUGUCGGAGGAUGAGUCUCGCUGCACCCCCUCGCCCACUAGCUCCUUCCAGUCCAGUGAUGAGGACUCGAUGUCAAACUCAGCAGAACCCUCCAUCUUUAACAGGAACUCUAAACUUGCAAGGCUCUUACUGGCAGACCAAACCAAUUUCUGUUACAAACCCAUGAGGAGAAGCCAGGAAGUGCCAUCAGAGUUUGUGCCUAACUAUCAUCUUGCCAAAAUGGGUGCCACAAGUAACCCAUCGCGGACUCCAGAACUGUUCAUCGACUCCACAAACAUCCCAUAUCCACCAAUUAAACCCAAACUUCAUCUAAAGAGGCCUUCGUUGCAGCCCAAGAGUGCUCAUUCAGAGGCCAAAAAACUCAAAACUACUGACUCUUUGCUAGGGAUUAAGCCAAUGAUAGAUAGACAGACAGACAUGCAGAAAAAUGGCACAGUGACAACAUCAACUAUUGCAACAAUUCAGAACUUAAACACUGUAGCAAGUACCCCUUUGAUUCAGGUGAUCAUUGUGAAUAAUCAAGUACAGUGUUCGGACAAAGACAAGACUGAUUGGUUGAGUAAAUUAUGCCCAAUAGCUCCCGCCCCACCCCCUAGCAACUCACCAGAUACUUGCUUACAAGAUGAGAGCUUGGGAAAUAGAAGAAGGAACCAUAUGUGUACAUAUAAAGACUGUGGAAAGACCUAUUUCAAAAGCUCCCACCUGAAAGCCCACCUUAGAACACACACAGGAGAGAAGCCAUUUGCAUGUACUUGGGAGAACUGUGACAAAAGGUUUGCACGCUCCGACGAACUGUCACGCCAUAGGUAUACUCACACAGGGGAGAAGAAGUUUGUGUGCAGCCACUGUCAGAGGCGGUUCAUGAGGAGUGACCACCUAGCCAAGCACAUGAAAAGACAUGCCACUCGAUAAGGAAAAGACUUCACUUCAUCUCUAUUAUUUUCAUGCACUUGUAUCAACAUUGCAGAGAACAUUCUAAGGCCUUAAUUUACUCAUAAAUGAAUAUCUCUGAAAUAUAGAGCUUGCCUGUCAAUAUACUUGUAUUUAUGACUUUUUAAAUUUAUUUAUUUAUUUCAUAUUUCAUUGAGAUUUAAGUACUUUAUAUUCUUGCAGCUUUGACAAGGUAACAAGUCCUUGGAGUCCUAUUUGAGUCCUUACUAUUAUAAUCAUGUCGUUUGAGAUGGGGGUAUGCAUUGCAAGUCCCAACUGUCUCUCUUUUGUACAGGUCAAAGUACCUAGUAUGUUUAUCUCUUUACCUCCUUUCUAUUGCAGCAUUUGUGAUGUCCUGUUAAUUUAUUUAUCUGUGUAUUGCAUCUCCGAGUUGUGGUGCUACUAAUGUUUUGUAAAUAUUCAGACACUUUUGAAUGAAAGUGGCUGUAUUGUAUGUGCAAUAUGUAAUGUCCUUUUUCACACAUUGAGUUAAGAGCAAAAGUGCUACCUACUUCUUUGUGAUAAAAGGUGUUGGCAUUUUUCUCUCCAAUUGUUUUUUCUUGAUUACAUGGUUUUAUCAUGUGUAUCAUAAGGUUGUAAUCAAUAUUAUGUAGAAUUUGACAUAGGUCAUAGUCCAAGUGUCACAGAUUACAUUUAUAAUUAUGCUUGAUUUUCUCAAGUGCACUAAGCUCGUUAGUUAGUUGAUAGUACUUUAAUUAGCUGUGGUAAUCAAUGGAGAGAUGAAGACAUGUACAGUUCUUUGUAAGAUUUGAUGUUUCUCAGCAGGUGAAACCUGGAUACAAUGCAAUAUUUCUUGUCCCAACUUGUGUACAUACAUGAUAUAUAUAUAUACAUGUCAAGUCUGUAUAUUGGUUACUUUAAAUAUUUAUUUUAUAUAUGAGUUCAUUUUUAUAUUUUGGUUAUUUGAAAAGAAUAAAACAUGAAACACGUCUUUA